CUCCCGGCAGCCCUGCUUCCGGCACAUGGCUCCACUUCUCCAUGCUCGGAAGAGCCCGGCUGCAGCAUCAGAGCCCAGUGUCCAUCCCAGCGCUGCUGCCUGCCCCUCCGGGAGCCCGGGAGCGGUGGCAGUGGCUGGGAUCAGGCCAGCACAGCCAAGGGGAUCGCAGGUGACACCCGGUGAUGGCAAAGGAGGAGCCGGCGUUACCCGUCCUCUUGCGAGCGCUGCAGGGUCUCACCCUUAAAGACUUCCAGGAGUUCAAGACAAAGUUAUCGGAGGUUCACGUGGAAGGAGGAUGGAACAUCCCCAAGGAUACACUGGCAACAGCUGCCCACCCAUGUGCAUUGCUCAGCUGCAUGGGAGAGAACUACAGCAAGGACACUGCAAUGGACGUAGCAAUUGGGGUGUUCAAAGAGAUGAACCUGAGAGACCUCGCUGAGGAGCUGCUGGAUGAGAUGGUGAAAGAGCACAAGCAGAAAUACAAGGAACAUGUUAUCCAGGGGUUCCUCCGGUACAAAGAAGUGAACUCGUGUCCUGGGGAGAACCUGUCCAUCAGGAGCCACUACACCACUCUGACCAUCGCCAGGAAGCCUCGGAGCAAGCAUGAAGCUGUGGACAUCACCCGUGGAUGCGCUGACACCAGCAAUGGGCCCGCCAACGUCACUGUCACCACACAGACACUGUUUAACCCCGAUGAAGAUGGGCACAUGCCACAGGUCGUGGUGCUGGUGGGAGCCCCAGGGAUGGGGAAGACGAUGACGGUGAGGAAGGUGAUGGUGGAGUGGGUGGAAGGGACCAUCUACACACAGUUUGACUACAUCUUCUGCAUAGACUGCAAAGACAUCGCCCUUCCCAAGGAGGCGAGCGUGGCAGACCUGGUUUCCAAGUGCUGCCCUCACAGGAGAGUGCCGGUUGGGAAGAUCCUGGAGGACCAGAAGAAGAUCCUGUUCAUUCUUGAUGGCUUUGAGGCCCUGGGUUUUGCCUUGGUUCAGCCUGAAGAUGAGCUGAGCUCUGACCCCAGGGCAGUGAAGCCGCUGGAAACCACCCUGAUGAGCUUGAUGAAGAAGACUCUUCUCCCAGACUCCUCUUUGCUCAUCACCACGAGGCCGACAGCUCUUCAGAGCCUGGGGCAGUGCCUGGAGGGGGAGAGUUACAUGGAAAUAGUGGGAUUUUCCGGAGCCAUGAGGGAGGAAUAUUUCCACAGAUACUUUGGGAAUGACCACAAAGCGGACGUGGCCUUUGGGUUUGCCAGAGCCAACGAGAUCCUCUACAGCUUGUGUGUCAUCCCCAUCAUGAGCUGGACCGUCUGCACCAUCCUGAAACAAGAGCUUCACCAGGAAAGAAACCUCAUGGAGUGCUCUAAAGCCACCACGUGGAUGGGUGUGUGUUACCUCUCCUGGUUAGUGAAGCGCAGAGGCAGGGACAACCCACAGGGCCUCCAGCGGUUCCUACUCAAGCUUUGCUCCUUGGCUGCUGAUGGCAUCUGGAAGCACAAGGUCCUCUUUGAGGAGAAGGAAAUCAAGGACUGUGCCUUGGACCAGCCAGACCUUCUGCCCCUCUUCCUCCAUGAGAAGAUCCCAAGGAAAGGUGUGGACCAUGGGAACAUCUACAGCUUCACCCACCUGCACCUCCAGGAGUUCUUUGCAGCAAUGUUUUACGUUCUGGAGGAUGAUGGGGAGAUGGUUGGUGGCUCGGGGGCUAUCACACAGGACAUAAAUGUGUUAUUAGAAAGCUAUAGCGAGUCCAGGGAGGAUUUGAACCUAACAGUGAGGUUCCUGUUUGGUUUGGUGAGCCAGGAAUCCAUCGAGUACAUGGACAACAUCAUCGGGUGCAGAACUUCCCCACGAGCCAAGGAAGACCUGCUGAAGUGGCUUCAGGGGAGGCACAAAGGCAUCUGUCAGCCCGGCCAAGGGAUGAAGGUUUCCCAGUUGGACACGUUCCACUUUUUGUUUGAGAUGAAUGAGAAAAGCUUCACACAAAGAGCAUUGGGUGGUGUCACUGACAUGGACCUGCAGGACAUGAAGCUGAGCCUGUACGACCAGAUGGCUCUUUCCUUCUGCAUCAGGCAGUGGCCUGGGCUCUGCUCUGUCACCCUCCGGGGAUGCUCCUUCCACCAGCAGCACCCUGGGGAGGAGGUGGCGGCGUCAGGGCCUCGCUCUGGUCCCUCGGAUGCUGGAGGACAUCCCAGUCCCCUCGCUGAGCAGCAGCACGAGCAGCUGCGUUCCCCCAUCGACGUGCUCUGCCAGGCCCUGCGGCACCCGGUCAGUGACCUGCGGGUGCUCCGGCUGCAGUGGUGCCGGCUGCCGGAGAGCUGCUGCGCGGCGCUGGCGGCGCUGCUGGCCCGACACCGCAGCCUGGCGCGGCUGGAGCUGGGGGACACCGCGCUGGGGGACGGCGGCGUGCGCCUGCUCUGCCAGGGGCUGCGGCAGCCCGGCUGCUGCCUGCGCGUCCUGCGGUUGCGAUAUUCCCGUCUGACCAGUGCCUGCUGCAAGGACCUGGCCGCUGCGCUGAGCACCAGCCCCUGCCUGGAGGAGCUGGAUUUGUCAUUCAGCGAGGGGCUGCGGGACGCUGGUGUGCAGCUGCUGUGCGAGGGGCUCCAGCACCAUUGCUGCCGGCUGCAGACGCUGCGGCUGGGGAGCUGCCGGCUGACGGGCGCCUGCUGCCGAGCGCUGGCUGUGGGGACCCCUCACCUCAUCUGCCUGGACCUGAGCGACAACGAGCUGGGAGCUGAUGGUAUCCUGCAGCUCUGCCGGCAGCUCCGGCACCCUGCCUGCCCGCUGCGCGCCCUGGGGCUGAGCACGGCCGGGUUGCCCGAGGACGUGCUGCAGGAGCUGGCUGCACUCCGGGCACUGAAGCCCGGCCUGAAGGUCGGGUACCUCCUGGAGCAGGACACGCCGCAGACGGGGGCCAUGGCCCGGCUGCCCUUCCACCGCGGGGUGCUGCCGGGCAGGAGGGUGCCCCCCUCCCUCAGGAGAGGUCCCCUCCUCUAGGAGAGUCCUUGGUGCAACUGGAGCCGUUCCCAGCCCUGUGCUUGGUGCUGCUGACGUGGGGGAACCCUCCCUGGGUUUGAGCCUGCCCCAUGCAUGGGGGUACAGGGGAGGAGGUCCUGCCCGCAUCCUGCAUCUGCUGGAAUCCAGGCAGAACCAGUCCAAAUCCUUCCCUCUCCCAUUUCCCCAUGUAUGGGCAAUAGAUCUAUAGAGAUCUAUAUCAAUCCCCAUCUAUUGGUGGCAAUAGAUAUGUUGCUGUUGGCUGAUGCCAAAUAAAGGCGAUGGGACCAGC
This is a messenger RNA of Strigops habroptila (Kakapo), 3279 nucleotides long. Its product is annotated as NACHT, LRR and PYD domains-containing protein 3-like. The coding region runs from base 183 to 2990 and encodes 935 amino acids. The transcript has 8 exons. Gene Ontology annotation, cellular component: cytoplasm. Lineage: Eukaryota; Metazoa; Chordata; Aves; Psittaciformes; Psittacidae. The record is from RefSeq and is a predicted model, not a curated record. Gene Ontology annotation, molecular function: protein binding.